AUGGCCCCGGCAAAGAGAGCAACGAAGAAAGCGUCCCCCACGAGCAAGGCAGUGACCUACUCCAAGAAGGCGGGCAAGACGCUGCAGAAAGUGUCAGGGAGCCUGAGGGGCAAGGGAAUCCCGAAGACCCUGAGGAAGAACUUGAAGAGCUCACAGACGGGCUUGCGCACACUGAGCAAGAGGGCCCAGAUCGCUCGCGCGAACCUCAAGAGCAAGACGGCAGUCCUCAAGUCCAAGGGAUCCAAGGACAUCAAGGCGGUGGCAAAGGUUAUGAAGCAGCGGCUCGCAACUGCAAACAAGCACCUUGCCGCGCUCAAGGCCCUUAGGAAAAGCAAGAAGACUGGCAGCAUGAGGAAGUCCGGCAGCAAGCAGGAUAUUCCCUUGGCGAAAUGGAAGAGGAACAAGAAGAAGUCCCGCGGCAGGAAGAAGAAGUCCGGCGGCAGGAAGAAGAAGUCCGGCAGCAGGAAGAAGAAGACCGGCGGCAGGAAGAAGAGGGGGAAGAGGACCAUGCCGUUGUCCACCGCUGUCUUGAAAAUACCUGCGAAUUUCUCCCUGGCGUACUGUCGGGUGACCAUUAUGGAAGCAGGCGACGAGGUGUUCAUCACCGAGUACAAGGCGACAUCUACUAGGGGCCUCUCAGCCGACAGCGGCGUCUUGCAGGUCAAACUUAUGCGUUGGAAGGCAAAUCUGACGCCGGCGGCGUUCGUCGACAGGAGCCCAGAGACAUGGGCGCUGAAGGACGUCCCUCUCUCGGCAACUGGCCCGAUGACCCUCAUGAUCUCGUAUCGCGACUACGCAUGCGGUGCAUACAUGGUGGACGCACUGGUUGCUGCAGAUAAUGCCCAAGACUGGUGCAUGGACUACAGGACCCGGGUCCUUGGGAGCUGCAACAAUGGAGAUGUAAAGCCAACUCCCCCACCCCCAGUGCAACCCGUGCCCACGGUCCCACUCCCCCAUGCAACCAACACCAGCGGCGCCCAUCGUCCCCAAACCCGGUCAACCCUGUGA
This is a messenger RNA of Klebsormidium nitens, 1008 nucleotides long. The record is from the annotation of a GenBank genome assembly. NCBI's taxonomy places the organism in Eukaryota, Viridiplantae, Streptophyta, Klebsormidiophyceae, Klebsormidiales, Klebsormidiaceae.